Trichoderma virens Gv29-8 is the source of this 3819-nucleotide messenger RNA. RefSeq lists its product as uncharacterized. The record is from RefSeq and is a predicted model, not a curated record. The coding region runs from base 1 to 3819 and encodes 1272 amino acids. NCBI's taxonomy places the organism in Eukaryota, Fungi, Ascomycota, Sordariomycetes, Hypocreales, Hypocreaceae. The transcript has 2 exons. Gene Ontology annotation, cellular component: membrane.
AUGCGUCUGGCCGUGCUGUCUUCGGGCCUUGCCGCCCUGCUCUUUGGUGUGAGCGCCCAUGCCGAAUCGUAUACGCCAAAGCACGAGCUGGGCCGAUGUGCCUUCCGGGGCCAGUGUGGAAAGCAGAGCAUCUUUGGCAAGGAGCUGCCGUGUGUUGACAAUGGCCUCGCGCACGAUCCGGACGAGGAUCUUCGAAAGGAGCUGGUUGAGCUCUGCGGCGCUGAAUGGGGCGAAGGGCCCGUCUGCUGCAACAUGGAACAAGUCCAAGCCUUGAAAUCCGAAAUGGGUACCCCGAAAACUCUAAUCGGUUCUUGCCCAGCCUGCAAGCACAACUUCUUCAACCUGUUUUGCAAGUUUACUUGCUCUCCCGACCAGUCGACCUUUAUCAACGUCACCGAUGCCGCGCCAAAGAAUGGGAAGCUGCUCGUCACUGAGCUUGACCAGUUAGUCUCUGAAGAAUAUGGAUCGGGGCUCUACGACAGCUGCAAAGAGGUCAAGUUUGGAGGUGCAAACAGCAGGGCCAUGGACUUGAUUGGCGGCGGAGCCAAGAAUUAUCACGACAUGCUUAAAUUCCUUGGCGACAAGAAGCCGUUUGUCGGUUCUCCUUUCCAGAUCAACUUCCCGGAGGAGUACAAGCAGCCUGGUAUGGAGCCAUUGGAGAUGAAGCCUAAGAAAUGCAACGACGAAGACCCGGCCUAUCGAUGUGUUUGCGUCGACUGCCCCGAGGUGUGCCCUACACUACCAGAUGUCAAAGAGGCUGGAUCCUGCCGAGUGGGAAAACUUCCGUGUCUUUCCUUUGCAUCCAUCUUUACGUAUGGCGUCUUACUUCUGGCUCUAUUCACCGCUGUCUUUGGCCACAUUUUCUGGUUCAAAUAUCUCAAGCGCCGUGUCGAAAGGACUCGCCUACUUCACGAAUCAUAUCACAGCGAUGAUGAGGAUGAGGGCGGGCCUAUUCUCACCGAUGCUAUGCGGGAUCAGCCUACGAAACGUUAUUGGCUCAAUGACAAGUGCGACAAAGCGUUCAAUCACUUGGGAAGCUCUGCUGCGAGGUUUCCGGUCCUCACUAUAGGUAUCAGCUUGCUAGUUGUUGGUAUCUUGAGUGCUGGCUGGUUCCGAUUUGACAUAGAGCAAGACCCUGCUCGACUCUGGGUUAGUCCCGCGUCGGCUGCUGCCCAAGAGAAGGAUUACUUUGACUCCAACUUUGGCCCCUUUUUCCGAGCCGAAAAGAUAUUCUUGGUCAACGAUACGGAAUCUUCUGGCCCUAGCCCCGUUCUCAGCUACGAGACAUUGCAGUGGUGGACGGAAGUUGAAAAGAGCGUUGAGAAACUCAAAGGCUCUACCUAUGGAAGCUCGCUUAGCGAUGUUUGUUUCAAGCCUACUGGGGAUUCUUGUGUUGUGCAAUCUGUUACGCAAUAUUGGUACUCAAAGGGAGGAGAUAUUGAUCCUAAUUACUGGAAGGAAGACCUGCGCAGCUGCGCAAGAUCCCCUGUGGAUUGCCGGCCUGCAUUCGGACAACCUAUUGAACCAACCAUGAUUUUGGGCGGCUACGACGACGAUGUCGCUGAAUCGCAAGCCAUCACCGUCACAUGGGUUGUCAACAACGCUCCGGAGAAAUCUGAUACGCUUCUUCGCGCCAUUGAUUGGGAGAAUGCUCUCCGUGAUCGGCUCCUUCAAGUUCAAGAAGAGGCCAAGAGCCGUGGCCUUCGACUGUCCUUUACCACGGAGAUUAGCCUUGAGCAGGAACUCAACAAGUCUACAAACACAGAUGCCAAGAUUGUCGUCAUAAGCUACAUUGUCAUGUUCAUCUAUGCAUGCCUCGCACUUGGCACGCCUCUGAAGCACCUGUUUGGAAACCCGGCGCUGCUGCUCGUCGAAUCGAAAGUCACUCUGGGUCUCGCCGGCAUUAUUAUUGUGCUCAUGUCUAUUUCUGCCUCUAUUGGCUUCUUCUCCUGGGUUGGAUUAAAGGCUACGCUCAUUAUUGUCGAGGUCAUUCCGUUCAUCGUACUGGCUGUCGGCGUUGACAACAUCUUCCUUAUUGUCCACGAGCUUGAAAGAGUCAACAUCAAUUUCCCGGACCAGAUGGUAGAGGAGAGAGUGGCUCGGGCUCUGGGCCGCAUGGGGCCCUCUAUCUUAUUUUCAGCCUUGACUGAGACGUUUGCGUUUGCUCUUGGUUCUGCCGUUGGCAUGCCUGCUGUCCGAAACUUUGCUGCUUACGCCGCUGGUGCAGUUCUUAUCAAUGCUGUUCUUCAGAUGACCAUGUUCGUGUCCUUCUUGGCGUUGAACCAAAUUCGAGUGGAGGAUAAUCGAUGCGAACUCUGGCCGUGGUGGCAAGUCAAGAAAGCCAGAAUCAGCCUCAAUGGUAGCAAUGGCUACCCGCCAGCCACCGGAAGAGGGUCUGAUGCCGAUGAAGAAAGCUACUUGCAAAUCUUCAUCAGGAACACUUAUGCGCCCUUUCUCCUGCGAAGGCAGACUAAAGUUGGUGUUGUUGCUAUCUUCCUUGGUCUUUUGUCAGCUGCUAUCGCCUUGCUGCCAGGCAUCCAGCUCGGACUGGACCAGCGUGUCGCCAUUCCAGAUGGCUCCUACUUGAUCCCCUACUUCAACGACCUCUACGACUACCUAGAAACCGGCCCCCCAGUUUACUUUGUUACUCGCGGAGUUGACGUGUCUCAACGCCCACAGCAGCAAGCCGUGUGCUCAAGAUUCACUACUUGUCAGCCAUUUUCGCUGACGAAUACUUUGGAGCUUGAGAGGCAGCGAUCUGACAUUUCAUACAUCAUGUCCCCGACAGCAAGCUGGAUCGAUGAUUUCUUCCUUUGGCUGAACCCCAUCUAUGAGCAAUGCUGUAUUGAGCGUGGCUCAACUUGCUUUGCAGACCGCCAGCCAGCAUGGAACACGUCUCUUUAUGGCAUGCCCGAGAAUGACGAGUUCGUUCAUUACCUCAAAAAGUUCCUUGCAGCAAAGACUGAUGACGUUUGCCCGCUGGGCGGCCAAGCCUCGUAUGGAGACGCAGUGAUUUUGGAUGACGAGUCUGCACACGUCAAAGCUACCCAUUUCAGAACCGCACACACCCGCCUUCGCAGCCAGGAAGACUUUAUCAAGGCCUACUCUUCUGCUCGCCGCAUUGCUUCAGAUAUCACCAAAGCAACCGGAGCGGAUGUUUUCCCCUACAGCGUCUUUUACAUCUUUUUCGACCAGUAUCUUAGCAUUAUCCAGCUGACUGGCGGUCUUCUGGGUGCUGCUGUCGGUGCCAUCUUUGUCAUUGCGUCGUUCCUCUUGGGCUCCGUUCGCACAUCGGCCAUUGUGACAUUGACCGUCAUCAUGAGUGUCGUUGAUAUCAUGGGCGCAAUGGUUGUGUUCAAUGUCUCUUUGAAUGCCGUUUCCCUCGUGAAUCUCAUUAUUUGCGUCGGAAUCUCGGUUGAAUUCUGUGCGCAUAUUGCUCGAGCCUUCAUGUUCCCCUCGCGAACCGUCAUGGAGAACAGCUUUAAUGUUAACGGAAAAGACGCUCGUGCUUGGACAGCCUUGGUAAACGUUGGUGGAUCGGUGUUUUCUGGUAUCACGGUUACAAAGCUGUUGGGUGUCAGCGUUCUUGCAUUUACGCGAUCCAAGAUUUUCGAAAUCUACUACUUCCGAGUUUGGCUGGCGCUUGUUGUCUUUGCUGCUCUUCACGCCCUGGUGUUUUUGCCAGUUGCGCUGAGCCUUGCUGGAGGUGAAGGCUACGUCGAUCCUGAAAGCGAGGGUACGGCCGCGCAAGAUCUGACUGAUAGACGAUGGCGAGCGAUUACAAUUCACGACAAUAGCGAUUCUGACGAUGACUAUUAG